UCAUGAUACCAAUCUUUGGAUCUUUGUAUGUUAUCUUGUUUUUUUUUACUGGAUAAUAAGAACUGCUUCAUGUACAUACAGUGUUUGGUCUUCAGCUGAUAUGUUUGAGUAAAACUGAACAAAUGACUUAAGUCCACAGAACGUCAUGUAAAUUGAAGUUGAUUGAGAAACUUGUAUGUUAAUUCAAUUGCGUUGAUGAUAAACAGCCUGAACACGAUGGCGUUAAAUGAACCAAAGAACAUCAAACCAGCUAUCUUAAUUGUCAUCAUUGGCUGCCUUGGGGUAAGUGCUGUUUGCAAACCAGGUUGGAAAGAACAUAGCUCAUCUUGCUACAAGUUCACAGAUAUUCAAAAGAAUUGGGAGAAUGCAAACACAUACUGCCAAAGGCUUGGUGGCAUGUUGUUGGUCAUUGAGUCAGAGGAAGAGAAUGAAUUCAUUGCUGAAGAAAUGAGAAAUUCAGGCAUGUCCAGGGCCUGGCUUGGUUGUAAUGAUAUAAGCAUGGAGGGCACAUGGGUGUGUUAUCCUGAAGGUCUCAAGAAAAUGCGGUAUAAAAACUGGGAUGGAGGAAAACCAAACAACAUAGAAGACCAGGAUUGUGUAGUAAUAAACAAGAGGCAAGGCAAGUGGAAUGACAGGGUUUGUGGCUCCAGGAAUGAGAUGUACACCAUAUGUGAGUCAAGCAUCAGUCCAGUCUCUGCCUUGUCCUGCUACGUUCUUGGUCUUGAUGGCCGCAUUUGGAAGGAUGUUCAGAACCAUGCUGUGAUAACCACACUGAAGAUGGGGAUAUUGUUGGAACUCCUACACCUAAAGACAACUCUCGUUGUUGUCUUUAUUUUGUUCUUGUGUCAUGCUGGUGUGAAUGCUUUUUGUAAACCAGGUUGGAAAGAACAUUGCUCAUCUUGCUACAAGUUCACAGAUAAUCACACAGACUGGGAGAAUGCAAACACAUACUGCCAAGGGCUUGGUGGCAUGCUGUUGGUCAUUGAGUCAGAGGAAGAGAAUGAAUUCAUUGCUGAAGAAAUGAGAAAUUCAGGCAUGCCCAGGGCCUGGCUUGGCUGUAAUGAUGCAAGCAUGGAGGGCACAUGGGUGUGUUAUCCUGAAGGUUUCAAGAGAAUGCAGUAUACCAACUGGGCAGAGGGACAACCAGAUAACAAUUGUGGUGAUCAGCAUUGUGGCAUAAUAAGGCAUGGCAAGUGGAAAGACAAACGAUGUAUCAACAGGUAUGUGUACACCGUAUGCGAGACAAGCAGCAGAGUCUCUGCCAUGUCCUGCUACAUUCUGGGUCCUGAUGGCCGCUUUGACCCUUAAACCUCUAGGUUUCUAAACAGCACACCUACACAUGUACCCCUUCAUUGACACAUGUAGACCUGCAUGCACAGGCAUCUUAACUAUGUGGACGAUGCUGUAUUUUCAUGUACAUGUAGAUGACUUAAAACGUAAUGCUACCGUGGCAGUUUUCCUUCAGACAUAACAUUGCUUCAGUAGUGACUGGAGAAACUCGUAUCAUCUCAGCUACAGGUAUCAUCCCACAAAUCGGUACUUUAACUCUGAUUCCAUAUGAGUCAUAGUGUGAACCAGUCUGAUCUGAUUUGACAGUUGCCGAGACAAAACUGCUUUCUGACUGAAAUCCAUGAAGAGGAUCACUUCAUGAUUUGUGCACACCACUUUGGAAGUGAACUGGAUUUCACAGUGUUACCUAAUGGCGUUUAAAAUGACAGGUCAAACUGUCGGCCAGUAUCUGGCGACUGUCAUGAGUUUUGAUGUGUGAGGCGUUCUGGCACAAUGAGACAGAACUGGGCAG
Patiria miniata (bat star) is the source of this 1801-nucleotide messenger RNA. RefSeq names its product macrophage mannose receptor 1-like. The transcript is spliced from 2 exons. The record is from RefSeq and is a predicted model, not a curated record. NCBI's taxonomy places the organism in Eukaryota, Metazoa, Echinodermata, Asteroidea, Valvatida, Asterinidae. The coding region runs from base 196 to 1308 and encodes 370 amino acids. Gene Ontology annotation, molecular function: signaling receptor activity.